CCCGGCGCGCGGUGAUGACGUCAGGAGGCGGUGCCGCGCCGCGGCCGGAGCGGGCCGAGAUUGGAUGAAGACUGAACUUCUUCCAGGUGUUCCUUUAAAACAUUUCAUAUUUCUCCACUUGCUUCUCCCAGUGGAAGACCGGCUGGGGUUCCUUUUCUGCUGUUCAUGCUGAGCAGUUGCUUGGAGGAGUGGUGUGUGAGUGGAGAUACACCUGGUGAUGAUUCAAAUGUGGGAAUCACCCCGGAUGUGGUUGCUGCUGGUGCUUCCCUGGGAACAUGCCUUGAUAGGGAAUUAACACCAGUCAGUGAUGGGCUGUGGGACAAGCAAAGUGCUUCCCGAGCCCCCCAAAGAUGUGCAGCUAGACCUGGUUAAAAAAGUCGAACCUUACACGGGCCACAGUGACAUAUACAAGCAUUUCAUCAAAGAUGACUGUGGGGCUGUCAUCAAAGCUGGCUCUCCCUCUCCUCCUCAUUACACCAACCCCUAUCCCGGGAACCCCCUGCCCGCCCAGCAGCCCGAGCCCCGCAAGAACAAAGUGGCCAAGUACCGCGCCAAGUUCGACCCGCGAGUGACAGCCAAGUACGACAUUAAAGCGCUGAUCGGGAGGGGCAGCUUCAGCCGCGUGGUGCGGGUGGAGCACAAGGCCACCAAGCAGCCCUACGCCAUCAAGAUGAUCGAGACCAAGUACCGCGAGGGGCGGGAGGUGUGCGAGUCGGAGCUGAGCGUGCUGCGGCGCGUGCGCCACACCAACAUCAUCCAGCUCAUCGAGGUGUUCGAGACCCAGGACCGCGUGUACAUGGUCAUGGAGCUGGCCACCGGCGGAGAGCUCUUCGACCGCAUCAUCGCCAAGGGCUCCUUCACCGAGAGGGACGCCACGCGCGUGCUGCAGAUGGUGCUGGACGGGGUGAGGUACCUGCACACGCUGGGCAUCACCCACCGGGACUUGAAGCCGGAGAACUUGCUGUAUUACCACCCAGGAACGGACUCCAAGAUCAUGAUCACGGACUUCGGGCUGGCGAGCGCGCGGAAGAAGGGAGAUGACUGCCUGAUGAAAACCACGUGUGGCACCCCGGAGUACAUUGCUCCUGAGAUCCUGGUCAGGAAGCCCUACACGAACUCUGUGGACAUGUGGGCUCUAGGGGUGAUCUCGUACAUUCUCCUCAGCGGCACCAUGCCCUUCGAGGACGACAACCGCACCCGCCUGUACCGGCAGAUCCUGAAGGGAAAGUACAGUUACUCAGGAGAGCCCUGGCCCAGUGUGUCCAACCUGGCCAAGGAUUUCAUCGACCGCCUGCUCACGGUGGACCCCAGUGACAGGAUGACAGCCCUGCAGGCCCUGAAGCACCCGUGGGUGGUCAGCAUGGCAGCCUCCUCCUCCAUGAAGAACCUGCACCGUUCCAUCUCUCAAAACCUUCUCAAGAGGGCGUCCUCCCGCUGCCAGAGCACCAAGUCAGCACAGUCCACCCGCUCCAGCCGCUCCACCAAAUCCAACAAGUCGCGGCGCGUGCGGGAGCGGGAGCUGCGGGAGCUCAACCUGCGCUACCAGCAGCAGUACACGGGCUGAGCACCUGCCCUGCCAGAGGUCUCCUCUGUGCUGCAGGUGUGCACACACUCAGUGAGGAACAGCCAGGUUCCUCCCUCCCUCCCUCCCUCUGGGUGUUCCCCCCAUCCACGAGGAGGUGUCCCCCUCACCCCGAGUGGAGGGAAGGGAACCUUGUGGUGGCAGUCACACCCUGCGAGCUGUGCCACAAAUGGGGGAGUCCUUGUGGGCUCAGAGCCUCAAGGAAUGCACGAAUUAAGGAGCCACGUGGGGAGAAGAGCUCUUUCUGUAGCCCAGGAGCUUGGUUGUUCAUAGUUAUUUAUUAAUUCCAGAGCGUUUAGUCUCUCUCACUUGUGUAUGGAAAAAAGAAGAGAUCACUUGGUGUGUCUGUGCACGCACGUCUGUGUGUGCACGUACAUGUGUGGGGGUGUAUAUGUAUUUAAAAAUUAGAUAUACACAGAUUUUGAGCUGGUUUAGUCAGACUCCGUGGUGCCUUUGCAGCAAAGCUGGAAUGAGUCAUGUGCAGUUAGAAGUGGGAUAGCUCUGACUCACUGCUGUGCUGCCCACCAGCUCCUCCAAAGAGAUGCCAGACAGCAGUUUUCCACCAGGGCUGGGAAGCUGUGAGGUUUCCCCCAAGGGCUGCCAUCCUCUUGAUGACAUCAGGGGCUCACUUGCCUGAUGACAUCAAGGGUUUACCCCUGGAAUUGUCCUUUCCCUGUUUGCAGCAAGACCAGUGCCUGUCAUGCAGGGUUGGUUGUUCUUGUGGCUUUGUUGUGUCUCUGACGUGUUACACACCUUGCACCCUUCAGAAGAAGAUUGAGAAGGUUGAGCUUUUUUGUGCUUAGGGGAAAAAAGAGGGGGGAAGUUUUGGGGAUGUGCUUCCCACCCCAGAGCUGGGAUGGGCUAUAACCACUGUAAACACAGAGUUACCGACCAUGUCACUGCUCCAGAACUUUGGUGGUUCCAGGGUGCUUCCUGCCUGCAGAUUUAACAGGGCUCCUCUGCUUUGUGUGCCUGUGCUGCCCCAGCACUGCCAUCCCUGCUUUGGGAGUUGUUGGGGUGGCCACAAAUGGCUCCAUAGCAUCAGGGUAGGGGCUUGAGUAGUGGAAGCCCAGUCUGGGAGUGUUAGCAGUGACAAUACCCUGGAGACAUUGUACAAAAGCCCUAGAGCUGUGGAGGGUGACUUAAGUUCACCACGAAAAAGCUGCUUUUCAGUGUUCUUCUGCUGGGUGGAUGAUGAGGUGGCCUCUUAGGAAGGACUCUCAGGGGAGGUGGGGGCUGCAGAGCUGAGCUUUGUGCAAGCCUGCUGAGAUAUCUUCCCAACUAGUUAAAGCAGCAAAGUGGGGCUGAUGGCACAGGCACAGCAUGGAUUUGGCUUCUCAUGGUAGCAGAGACAAGAUCAGCAGUGAAGGAAAAUGCUGGGAUUUGAAACUUUUCUUAUGAAGGCACAGGAUUUGCUUUGUGCUGUGCACUUGGGAAGGGCUUGCUUGGCUCUGGGCUGGAGGUGCAGGCAGUCCAAGCUCAAGGGGCUGGUGAGCUUGGCCUUUUCCUAGGAUUGAUGCCUGUGCCACUGUGUUUCAGUGUCAGCAGUGCUGAAGUGGUCAGUCACAUCUCCAGGGAGCUCUCACAGUCACUCCUAGUCAGCAAACAGCACAGCAGCUUUAGUGAGAGCAGAUCUGAAUUUUCUGUGCUAAGGCAAAGAAAAGGGGGAUUUCUGGGAGUGUGCCUCCCACCCCAAAGGUGGGAUGGGCUGUAAAUACAUGUAACCAGCCUGUUGUGCCCAAGCAAGUGGUGGGGAAUACAGCAGAAGAAACUUGAGGACAGCCACUGUGUGUAGCAGGAGUGAAUUUGAAAUCCUUUGGUUUUGCAUGUUAUUUUGAAAAUCUUGCAUCCUUUGCAGGCUGCCCUUUCUCUGAGCAACCCAUCCUACCAUGUCACAUGCAGUCUUUCUUCCAUCAGCAUUAACAAAUACUGCAGAAUUACCCAAAUCUUUUCUUUCAACUCUGUGGACUGCAAACAAAAAUGUUUUCAGCAUCUUUUACCUCCUCAUGUUGUUUUUCCCUCAUUUGUUACCGUGAGCUAUAAACCAGAUGUGAUUUCUGAGAAAGCAGGCAGCUUUCCACAUUUUGCUUCAUGAACAGUUCAGUGUCCCUCAUGGUACUGCAAGCAGCUCUCCAAAAGCAGGAGCCCCUCUAAGGCCAGUAUCAAGUGGACUGUGGGGGCCCUGCAGGUCAGGUGGUGGCAGGAGGCUCCUUCUGGUUCUGAGCCAUUACUUGAAGAUGCUUUGGUGUGUUUGGAGCAUCACUGCAGGCACUGUGAUUGCUUUCACCUGCUGGCUGCUCCCAUGGCCCUCCCCAGAUUAUCCUGCAUGUCUGUCCAUAAAACAGGGAUUUUGCCUGUGUGGAAGGGUCAGACUGAUGAACUGAGCCAAGACCUCUAGAACUGAGACCCUUCCCCUUAACCACUAAACCAUUAAAAUGCGCAGGUGUCAUGCAGAUGUCUGCCCAUGCUGUUCCUUUAUCCUUCUCUUAUGGGAUGAGGAAUACACAAAGCUCUGGGCUAACCAGGCUUGUUUCUCCACCUUCCAAAGCAGAACAAGAAUCUUCUCAUCUGUGACAAUUUUUCCUUCAUUGAUCUUUUCCAUAACUGUUUUUUUCACCAGGAAAAGUUCAGAGCAAUUGUUUGUGGUUACUUUGGGCUGGAAUAUGUUUUGGGAAGUGGGAGGUUGCUGUGUAGGUUCCUGAUAGUGUCAGGUUUUGGUGGUGAUGCUCUGUGACUAGGGGUGAAUGGGCAGAAGGGAGGAUCCAUCACAUACAUGAAAAUACUGGACAGCUGCAACUGCCUCUCUGAGGUGUCUGUUUUCCUCAGGCACUCCACUCUUGGGAAUUGUGGGAUGAGCUUUGGCUUUUCCAAAAAAAAAAGAACUAAUUCUUUUCACAAAUGCAGUGUUUUCUUGUUUGCAUGGGAAAAAAUCAGUGUCAAGUUGGGAAAAAUAUUUACAGACUUACCUCCCAUCGUUCAGUUUUAACACUCUUGGCUCAUUCCCUCUUCUUUUUCUAAAUCCAGUAUUUGUAGGAGAUUUGCAGCCAGAAAGGAGAUGAGCACAGUUGUCCAAGUCACCCUGGAGUCCUUAGUGAUCUUUCACUCAGUCUGGAAAAUUAUGAUGGUCCAAAUGUCAUGUUGGAAGGUCCAGCCUAAGAAAAUUCCUCAGGUGCUUUUAUUCUUGCAAGUGGGACACGUUUUCAGUUGGUUCUGGUGUGGAGGGGGACAGGCAAAGAGCUGGAAUUCUGAGCCAUAGUCCAGGUGCCCUCAAUCUGUCCUCUAAGAAGCUCUUCACUGUGAAUUACCUUGAUAUCUGUCUUCAUUCCACAGGAGCAGCUCAGUGCUCAGUUGGUCUUAAAUCUCAGGAGUUUACACUUUUCAGGAGUGCCUUUUUUGGGGAUUUUAGAAACUGAAAUCUCUCUGAAAAGGUUUUCUCUGCUCUUUCAUUUAAUUUUUUAAAUGUCCUUCUUUGACUCUUAAUGGUGGUUCUUAAUUUGGCUCGCAGAGUGUUUCUUGGAAACCUUCCUCUGGUCCUGAAUGUGCAGGGAGGACAGAGGUAGCACCUCUGUUCCAGACUUCACUGAAUGCAGUCUCUGCGUUAGCUGGGGUGCAAAUCUGAGUGCUGCUGUUGUGCCUGCGUUGGUUCACGCAGGGGAAGUGGAGUUGGAAUGACACCUAGUGGCAAAUUGUGGUGUGUCCUUGGCCAAGCACAGCCCUCUCCUCUGUUUCUGGGCGAGAUGCUCUUUGAAGAAUAAAGGGAAUUAGGGUGGUUUGUCUUUUGGAACUUAGCAGUACUGUGUGAAACAAUCCCAUCCUUUUGUCCCGGGAGUUCGGCUCUCUUGAGAGAGAGAAUUACAGCUUCAAAGAAUGUGGCUUGUUGGUUCCUUGAUUUUUAUUAUUUUUGUUGAGGGUUAUUGGAAAAUAAUGUGAAAAAGUCUUCCAGAAAUUGCAUUAGGAGGUCUAAAGAUUCACAUCCAGGUUUUUGAGUGUGUAAUGUGUUUUCCUAAAACAGCAGUUAGGAGUCCAUAUUUGAUUUACUUCUCACUCAGGCUUCUAAAAAUCUUAACACAUCAACUCAGUGGGGAUAGAAACCGCCCUUCCUUCAAUCCUGGAGAAGUCUGUGCUAUUUAACACUGCAGUUGUGAUAGCAUCCAGAUGCUCCUGCCCUGUAUUGUUCUUGGAAGAACACAGCUGUAUGUGAAGGAAAGCUUGAGAGUCUUGUGAGGAGCUUGGGCUCAGACCUGCUGGCUUUGGUAGUGAUGUGGAAACCAGCUGCAGUGUAGGACCUGCUUCCUGUGUUUGUUCUGGACCUGAUAAACCCUCACACUCUUCUUUGGAAUCUGGGUACUUCCCUCUCUUAGGGCAGGUAUUUUCUGUUCUGGUAAUUUACACUGUUUCUGAGGCCCUGCUCCAUUUCUCAGUCCUGUUUUCUACCCGGGUGUUUGGCUGCAGUUCUAAGAGAGUAAACUUUUUUCUGAUGCACAAACUGGAAUAGGAAUGAUGGUUCACUUGGCUGCUGGGCAGCAGCUCUGGGUUUGGCUCUGCAGGAGCUGUGGUGAGUCCUGGGGCAAGGUAAAAACUUCUGUAUGGUGCCUUUGAGGACCUGCAAUGCAGGCUCAGCUCAGUCUCUCAGUCUUGUACCACAUAGGGCAACUGCUGUGUGGCUGUUACAGACUUCUAAUUAGACUGUGUGGGACCAUAUUUUUUUAAGUAAUGAUACUAAAGAUUUGGGGGGCUUAAGGUGGGAUAAAUUAAAAUCUCAGUUGUUUGACCUAAUUUAGUUUUCUAAAUUAUGCAAAGCAGCACCAGCAAUGGAAAACACUGGCUUCUUUGGCACCAGUGUGAGCCCUAGAAUUUACAGGGAGGGUGGUUGUGUCCAGGCCUCUCACCCACUCAGCAUUUUCCUGGAAGGUGCCCCAAAGUGCCUGUACCACUCAGUGCAUGUGCCCAGCCCCAAGUUGCCUUCACCACUCUUGGGAGGGUUUUGGUGCUUUUCUUGACCACUCAGUCUUCCUCUUCCACCCUGGAUUCAGCGUGCAGCACUCCAAGGCAGGUGCCUGCAUGUCAGCUGUGCCUUACUGUGCAGGAAACUUCCCAAAGAAAUAAAUGUGAACACCAGGGAUGUGAGGUGGCCAGCAGCAUCACGGAGCUCAGUGGGAGCUCUGCCUGGUGACAACUGUCCCUGCUCCCCCUGGUGACUCUGUAAAUCCCUCGUGUGUGCCAGGGCUGCCGAUGCAGAGGUCGCUGCGCUGUUUGUGUGCUCAGUGUGGAGCAGAUGCGCGGCCCCAGCGAGGUGUGUUCCAAACCAGCAGCUCCUGCACGGCUCCCAGAUGCCGUGAGCUUUCCUGUUGCCUUUCACUGCGGAAGGACACCUCCCGGGAAGGCCCUGGGAUUGGGGAUCUUCCGGCACUCGAUGUUAUUUUUGGUUGCCCGGUUUCCGGCACUGGGUUGGAACGGUUUGGAAGCGACUCCGGUCUCGUCCAGUCGGUCUCCUCACGGGACUGUCUUGAGAAGUGUCCCAUUCUGUGCCUUGCUUUUUGAGUCCUGGCUUUACUCUAAGGACUGUCCUGUCACAUGAGGUGGGACCCAUUGUAAUUAGUCUGUAAUGUUCAAGUUAGAAUGUACAGAAUUAUUUAUUUGGUGUACUCGGUCUGCUAAAACAUGUCCAUGUAUUCUGUGUA
Molecule: messenger RNA, 7263 nt
Organism: Catharus ustulatus (Swainson's thrush)
Lineage: Eukaryota; Metazoa; Chordata; Aves; Passeriformes; Turdidae
Gene: PSKH1
Product: protein serine kinase H1
Exons: 4
Coding region: 308-1564 (418 amino acids)
Biological process (GO): protein phosphorylation
Molecular function (GO): ATP binding; protein kinase activity
Source: RefSeq, a predicted model, not a curated record